Molecule: messenger RNA, 1585 nt
Organism: Carassius auratus (goldfish)
Lineage: Eukaryota; Metazoa; Chordata; Actinopteri; Cypriniformes; Cyprinidae
Product: regulator of G-protein signaling 20-like
Exons: 5
Coding region: 182-1066 (294 amino acids)
Source: RefSeq, a predicted model, not a curated record
CCCUUUUCUGUCCUGUUCACCAAGUGCUGCUCUCAUUUGUUGUCUUCUGUUUAAGUUCCUUUUGUUAAGAUACCUGCUGACCAGAGAUGUGAAACUGCAGUGGAUCAUGAGAAACCUCAUGGCUUUGGGUCUUUGGGAACGUGUAAGUUCUUUAACAACACUGAAAGGCUAUUGAUGAGCUAUGCCAUGUAACAGAAUCAUCUUAAGGUGGGAGGUCCAGCCCUCUUCUGUGGUACAGAGCGUUCAUCUUUCUCUGAUGUGGGGGCAGCUACGGCAUCUUCUCUUGGCCUGUCAGCAUGAUGAGGGUUACUUUGCGAGAGGAAGUUAUGAAAAUGAGGAUGAGAAUGAUAAUACAGAGGACAGAUCAAAGGAUCCCAUAUCCUUUCAGCCCAUGGGAUCAGAGCGGAUGGAGAUGCGAAAGAGGCAGAUGUCGGUGCAGCAGGAAUUGGUGCCGGGCACCACAGCACCGGGACAGAACGAGCAGCCCAGCCAGGGGAACCGUGGCUCCAAUGCCUGCUGCUUCUGUUGGUGCUGUUGCUGCAGCUGCUCCUGUCUCACUGUUAGGAAUGAAGACAGAGAUGAGAGGAACCGGAGAGCCUCAUAUGAUUUUAAAGCAGAGGGGAAUGCAGACUUGGAGGAAAGUCUGAAACCGACUGCGGAGGAGGUCUGCUUGUGGGGGCAAUCUUUUGACAAACUGAUGCACUGCCCCGCUGGAAGAAGUGCCUUCCGGCAGUUUCUGCGCACAGAAUUCAGUGAAGAAAACAUGCUCUUCUGGUUGGCCUGCGAGGAAUUCAGUAAGGAAACCAAUAAGAGCGUCAUAGAGGAGAAGGCGCGGAUAAUAUAUGAAGACUACAUCUCUAUCCUCUCACCCAAAGAGGUGAGCCUCGACUCUAGAGUUCGAGAGGUUAUAAACAGGAACAUGCUGGAGCCAACAUCCCACACGUUUGACGAUGCCCAGCUCCAGAUAUUCACACUAAUGCAAAGAGACUCGUAUCCUCGAUUCAUGAACUCGUCAGCAUACAAAAACCUGCUUAAGACGGUCUCUGAGCAGUCGGUGGAAUCUUAGAUCUCUGUGAUCCCGGUCGAAUGCCCCCUCCCUAGCUUUUGUUCGUUACUUAUUCUUGUGUAGAAUAUGUUUAAAAGGACCCCAGCAUGGGUCCUCCCAGGGAUUUUAACGCUAUAGCGAUCUGUACCUGAAAAAAAGACUCUCAGGUCUCCAGGUCACUGGAUUUUUAAAAAAAAUGUCUCAAAUUUCCUGAGGGCUCAACACCACAAGUACUGCUACAGAUCAGCAUAGCAAAAGAUGCUCCAAAGGAUUAUCAGUGCGUUUCGAUGUUUUUAAGAAAAUAAUCGAUUUUCUUUGUGUUGGAAUUCUUUUUUUUGUUUUUGUAUUAAUGUUCGAAGGAAGAUGUGAUACCAAUCGUGGGCUAUAUACAGUAUAUACAGUAGAUAUAUUUAUGAAUUUGUAUUACAGUUCUUCAACAUUUUUUUUUCUUGUGUUACAAUAUUUAAAGAAAAGGGAAUUAUGGGUAACAAGUAUUGCCCGUUUAUGAAAAAUGCGUAUGAGAAUCAAAGCUCAAGUCAA